AUGUCGGUUCUAUUACCUCCCACCAUUGCGAUCAAAACAGGCUGGGGUAAUGCCAACGUCUACAUGAACUACAACGAUGAUUCUAAUUCUCAGACUAGGGGCUUCCUCAAAUUCAAUGGAGGGAAUGUUUUCAGCCCGCUAGCGAAGUUCGAAGUGGUGGCCGCAAAUACUGGAAUAGGAAUGGUGCAUUUAAGAUGCUCUCACAAUAAGAAGUUCUUGCGAGUGAGGGCCCAGGGCGGUGGGUACAUUUCUCCAGACGCUGACGAACCAGAAGAAGACCAAUCAAAAUGGUCAUGUACGUUAUUCCAGCCCAGACCUGUAGAUGGCAAUCCAGACCGCGUUCGGUUGUUCCAUGUCCAACUACAGAAAUAUCCGGUGUUCGAUAACACUUAUUACUUUUGGGUGGGCUAUAAUAAUCCAGCCCAGCAGGAUAUCCUGGAAAUCAUUGACCUUGAAUCGUUAGUGAUACUGCCGAGGCAUGUGGCCUUCAAAGGCCAUAAUGGAAAAUAUCUCGGAACAAUAGAGCUGAACAACCAACGGUAUCUGGCAUUCGAUUACGCUGCCAAGGGUCGCCCUGAAACCUGGUUCGAGGUAUCCACCGAUGGUCAUGGAAGGGCACAGAUCAUGUCAAACCACACUAAAACAUUUUGGAGGAACGCAGGUACUACUAAUUGGAUUUGGUCUGAUGUAGAAAGCGCCAACGACCUCACCACCCACAGCAACUUUUGGCCUGUGAAGGUCAACAAUAAUACCAUCGCUCUCAACAGCUCCACCAACAACAAUUUUUGCUCACUGAUCGCCCUUAAUAGCACAACAGACUGUCUCAACGCUGCCUACUCUAGCAUUGCCCCCGAGUCACACCUGGUGAUGGAAGAACUCGUGCUCUCCAGAAGCAUCUACAAUGCCGAUUUCGACCUCGCCAAUGCCAUAAUCUAUGGCGAGACCCCGGUGACGAUGGCCACAGCAAACGCCAGCAACAAUACCGAUGCAGAAAACACUGUAGAAUUCAAGUUCGCCUAUGUUGAGAGUAAGAGCAGCACAUGGAGUACUAGUCAUUCAUGGAUGGCGGGAGUGAGUGUAACGGCCUCGUUCAAAAUUCCAUUCAUCGGAGGCACCGAGGUCACUGCUACUGCUGAGUAUUCCGGAUCCUAUGAGUGGGGAGAAACUAUCACAACCGAAAAUACAUUGGAGACCACCUACUCGGUUGUCGUGCUGCCAAGAACUUCUAUAUCCGUGAGCCUCGUAGCCACCAAGGGUUCUUGUGACGUUCCUUAUUCCUACUAUCAGAGGGAUGUGCUCUACAAUGGAAAGACCGUCGUGUACAAGAAGGAUGACGGUCUGUACACGGGGAUCAACUCGUACAAUUUCCGUUACGAGGCAACGACCUUAACUCAGGCCAGAUCUGAUACUCCUGCCACGCUGGUGCAGAAGCUUCCCGACCCAUUGACUGACCCGUCCAUAGAACAAAAGGUACCGCUGCCAUUCCCAUCGGCAGAAGCACAGAUCUCGCAGCUGUUCUCAUCAUCAGAGGAGAUCGCUCAAGAACCUAACCUGCCAGAUGUGGCCCAGCAGUUAGAGGAGACCACAGAGAUGCAUAAGUCAUCUCUGUCACCAAGAGUUUGA
Molecule: messenger RNA, 1623 nt
Organism: Rosa chinensis
Lineage: Eukaryota; Viridiplantae; Streptophyta; Magnoliopsida; Rosales; Rosaceae
Exons: 1
Coding region: 1-1623 (540 amino acids)
Cellular component (GO): extracellular region
Source: RefSeq, a predicted model, not a curated record